AUGGCUUCCUCCACAGCCCAAAUCCAUACCCUCGGUACCACCGCUUCGUUCCGGAGCAAACCCAAUCGUCCCAAUCUCUCCUCCUCCAAAGCCUUCUUCUUCGGCCAGAAGCUUCGUGGUACGGUGUCUUUUCCCCGACUAAGAACCGCCGGUAAGGUGGGCCCGCUUAAGGUGGUGAACGAGAAGGUCGUGGGGAUCGACCUGGGGACGACUAAUUCAGCUGUUGCUGCUAUGGAAGGAGGCAAACCGACCAUAGUAUCCAACGCAGAGGGCCAGCGCACCACGCCGUCUGUGGUCGCCUACACGAAGAGUGGGGACAGGUUGGUGGGUCAAAUUGCCAAGCGCCAGGCCGUUGUGAACCCGGAGAACACCUUCUUCUCCGUCAAGAGGUUCAUUGGGAGGAAGAUGUCCGAAGUGGACGAGGAGAGCAAGCAGGUCUCCUACCGGGUCGUCAGGGACGAGAAUGGCAAUGUCAAGCUGGAGUGCCCUGCAAUCGGAAAGCAGUUUGCUGCAGAAGAAAUCUCUGCCCAGGUUUUGAGGAAGCUUGUGGAUGAUGCUUCAAAGUUUCUGAAUGAUAAAGUUACCAAAGCUGUUGUGACGGUGCCCGCUUACUUUAAUGAUUCCCAAAGGACAGCAACAAAGGAUGCUGGUCGUAUUGCUGGUUUAGAAGUUCUUAGAAUAAUCAAUGAACCCACAGCUGCCUCAUUAGCAUAUGGGUUUGAAAAGAAGAACAACGAGACCAUCUUGGUAUUUGACCUCGGUGGUGGUACUUUUGAUGUAUCAGUGCUUGAGGUUGGUGAUGGAGUCUUUGAGGUGCUUUCUACUUCUGGAGAUACUCAUUUGGGUGGUGAUGAUUUUGACAAGAGAAUUGUCGAUUGGCUGGCUGCAAACUUCAAGAGAGAUGAAGGUAUAGAUCUGUUGAAGGAUAAACAAGCUCUUCAGCGGCUAACGGAGACAGCUGAGAAAGCUAAGAUGGAGCUUUCAUCUUUAACUCAGACAAACAUGAGUUUGCCUUUCAUUACUGCCACUGCAGAUGGCCCCAAGCAUAUUGAAACCACCCUCACUAGGGCCAAGUUUGAGGAAUUGUGUUCUGACCUUCUUGACAGGCUUAGAAGACCAGUUGAAAAUUCCUUGAGGGAUGCUAAACUCUCCUUCAAAGAUUUAGAUGAAGUGAUCCUUGUUGGAGGAUCAACUCGAAUUCCAGCUGUUCAGGAGCUUGUGAAGAAGUUGACUGGGAAAGAUCCCAAUGUGACCGUAAAUCCUGAUGAAGUUGUUGCCCUAGGGGCUGCAGUUCAGGCUGGUGUUUUAGCUGGGGAUGUCAGUGAUAUUGUGCUUUUGGAUGUUUCACCGUUGUCACUGGGUCUAGAAACCCUGGGUGGUGUGAUGACGAAGAUCAUCCCAAGAAAUACUACCCUGCCGACAUCCAAGUCAGAGGUGUUUUCUACAGCUGCAGAUGGACAGACCAGUGUCGAGAUUAAUGUUCUACAAGGCGAGCGAGAGUUUGUUAGGGACAACAAAUCUCUUGGUAGCUUCCGUCUGGAUGGUAUCCCACCUGCACCUCGUGGGGUCCCUCAAAUUGAAGUAAGAUUUGACAUUGAUGCCAAUGGUAUCCUCUCAGUCACUGCGGUUGACAAGGGCACAGGGAAGAAGCAAGACAUAACAAUUACUGGUGCUAGCACCUUACCUGGUGAUGAGGUGGAGAGAAUGGUCAAGGAGGCGGAGAAGUUUUCAAAGGAGGACAAGGAAAGGAGAGAUGCGAUUGACGCUAAGAACCAAGCUGAUUCUGUUGUCUACCAGACAGAAAAGCAACUCAAGGAGCUGGGAGAUAAGGUUCCAGGCCCAGUGAAAGAGAAGGUAGAGGCAAAGCUUGGAGAGCUCAAGGAUGCAAUUUCAGGGGGUUCCACCCAAGCCAUUAAGGACGCUAUGGCGGCCCUAAAUCAAGAAGUCAUGCAGCUUGGCCAGUCCCUAUACAAUCAACCAGGUGCUCCUGGCGCAGGUGCUGGUCCUGGGCCAUCACCUGGCGGUGAAUCUGGGCCUUCAGAAUCAUCCGGCAAGGGGCCUGAUGGAGAUGUUAUCGAUGCAGAUUUCACUGACAGCAAGUGAGCAAAAAUUGGAUAUUUUUUGUGCCGCUCAUCGCUUAUUCUUUGUUAAUGUGUAUAAGAAUUGUUUUUGCGGGGAUUGUAUUAACUUGGUAGGGUUACAGAGAGUCUUAUUUUACCUUAUGGGGAAAAGAAUGCAAUUGAAAAUAGAGAUGCAAGACUAUUUAAAGUUCCCCGCAGUAGCAAAAUCUUGGGCAAUUGCCACUUUUUGAAGAAAUAUUACAUAAAUGAGACAUGACGGAUUUGAGGGAAGAAA
Carya illinoinensis is the source of this 2355-nucleotide messenger RNA. RefSeq names its product stromal 70 kDa heat shock-related protein, chloroplastic. Gene Ontology annotation, cellular component: chloroplast; cytoplasm. The coding region runs from base 1 to 2103 and encodes 700 amino acids. The record is from RefSeq and is a predicted model, not a curated record. Gene Ontology annotation, molecular function: ATP binding; ATP hydrolysis activity; heat shock protein binding. The transcript is spliced from 8 exons. NCBI's taxonomy places the organism in Eukaryota, Viridiplantae, Streptophyta, Magnoliopsida, Fagales, Juglandaceae. Gene Ontology annotation, biological process: cellular response to unfolded protein; protein refolding.